Mytilus californianus (California mussel) is the source of this 1980-nucleotide messenger RNA. Its product is annotated as arylsulfatase B-like. The coding region runs from base 123 to 1823 and encodes 566 amino acids. The transcript is spliced from 9 exons. NCBI's taxonomy places the organism in Eukaryota, Metazoa, Mollusca, Bivalvia, Mytilida, Mytilidae. The record is from RefSeq and is a predicted model, not a curated record.
UAUUUGUUUACUAGGUUAUUGAACCAUAAAACACCACGCGUCGACAUAUGUGCACAUCGUAAGAUACAAUUUUAUAAAGACAGAGAAAUAAUGCAGUGUCCACGAAAUGAAAACGCUAAAGUAUGAUACGCAUUGCUUUUGCUAUAUUGUGCUUCGCUACCACAGUCAGAACAAAACGGCAACCAAACAUUUUGUUCAUAAUAGCCGACGAUUAUGGAUAUAAUGAUAUUGGAUAUCAUGGAUCCGAGAUCAAAACACCAGUUCUAGACAGACUUGCAGCAGGUGGCGUCAAACUAGAGAAUUAUUAUGUCCAGCCGAUUUGUUCUCCUACAAGGUCACAACUAAUGACCGGAAGGUACCAGAUACAUACAGGAAUACAGCAUGGCAUUUUUUGGCCCUUGCAGCAGAACGGCCUUCCAUUACAAGAUCCAACUUUGGCAGACAAAUUGAGGGAAGCAGGUUAUUCCACGCAUGCUGUAGGUAAAUGGCAUCUUGGAUUCUUCAAAGAGGAAUAUUUACCAACAAAUAGAGGAUUUGACACAUUUUUCGGUAUUCUUAAUGGAAAAGCCGAUCAUUACCAGUACAAUGACUCUGCAAUGGGAAUAAAUGGACUUGAUCUGAGGGACGGAAUACAGAGAGUCAAUAAUGAAUAUAGAGGACAAUAUUCUACUAACUUAUAUAGCAAGAAAGCUGUGGAAAUUGUGGAUAAACACGAUUCAGAGAAACCGCUUUUUAUGUACCUGUCCUUCCAAGCAGUACACUUGCCAUUACAAGUUCCAGAGAAGUAUCUGAAACAGUACGGAGAUAUAAAAGAUAUGAACAGAAGAGUAUAUGCAGGUAUGACAUCGGCAAUGGAUGAGGCCAUAGGCGAUGUUGUGAAGUCUUUCGAGUCAAAGGGGUUAUGGCAAGACACACUGUUGGUCUUCACAACAGACAAUGGAGGACAAGUGUUGUACGGUGGAGACAACUGGCCAUUAAGGGGUUGGAAAGGUUCUCUGUGGGAAGGAGGUAUUAAAGCUGUUGGAUUUGUUCACGGUCAAAUGAUCAAAAAGAAAGGCACCAUUUCAAAAGAACUAAUACAUGUGUCUGAUUGGUUUCCAACUUUGAUUAAUCUUGCAGAUGGAUCGUUGAAAAGAACGAAUCCACUAGACGGUGUGGAUCAAUGGAGAACAAUAAGUCUUCAAAAUAAUCUUAUUCAAUGCAGCAGGGAUUCAAUCUUUCAAAUGUGGAACGUUACCCUAUACUCUUUUACGUUUUAUGGCGAACAGAGUCAACGAAAGACAAUUCUACACAACAUAGACCCAUUGAUGUCACAUGCUGGAGAACGAAAAUCUGGUAAACAGUUUGAUGCUAGAGAGAGAGCAGCACUUCGACAUAAUGAAUGGAAAAUUAUUACAGGCGAUCCAGGAAAUGGGUCCUGGAUAUAUACAUCAACUCGAGGACAGAACCAGAAUAAACUGUAUGAAAGGCCAAAUGAUAAAAACAUUUGGCUCUUCAACAUUGAAAAUGACCCUUAUGAAAAGCAUGAUUUAUCGACAAAAAGACCAGAGGUUGUGUUUGAUUUACUCGAGAUGUUGGCAAAUUUCGCAUUGACAUCGGUGCCUUGCUUUUAUCCUGAAAAUGACUUCAUGGCCGAUCCAAAAUACCACGAGGGGUAUUGGGGUCCAUGGAUUCACACUCAAGUGAUAACGGAAGAACUUAGCCGUCCUUCUUACACGAAGACUUUUAGAUAUUCACUGCUGUCGAUUAUUAUUCUUGUUCUUUAUUGUCUUUAUUAUCGAUAUAUGAAACGAAAGCGUUCACAUAAAAGUAGUCCUUGUUAGAUACGAAAGAGGUUGAAAUGGUGUAUUUUUGAUAGAGAAAAAAUGAGAAAAUGUAAUUAAAAUGUAUGAAAUAUUUUUGAAAAUGUGUGCGAAAGAUUUGUUUUUCAUGUGCGGGAAAUAUGUAUAAAAAUGUAUAAAAAGAUUUGCUUAAUAGCUA